AUGCCGGAACCGCGAGCGCCGCCCACACUGCCAAAGAGCUACAAUGACCUCCCCUUCACGCAAAUCAAGACUCAGCACUACGAGAAAGAUCCCUCGAUUAUUAUACUUACGCUGUGGCGGCCGAAGAAUUAUAAUGCGUUUACGAAUACUAUGAUGCUCGAGCUUGAACAAGCCUACAGCAUGUUCGACGUCGAUGAUAGGGUGAAGUGUAUAGUGUUCACAGCAGCGGGCAAGAUCUUUUGUGCAGGUGCGGAUCUAGACGUAGGAUUCGUCGGCGGCUAUGAACCCAUCAAUGAACACAGAGAUGGAGGCGGCCGAGUCGUCCUAGCAAUUCACAACUGUCGUAAGCCGACCAUUGGCGCGCUCCAAGGCUCCGCCGUCGGCGUCGGCAUCACCAUGACGCUUCCCAUGAACAUUCGUCUCACCCACAAAGCCUCCAAAAUCGGGUUCGUCUUCGCGCGCCGUGGCCUUGUCAUGGAGGCAUGUUCCUCUUUCUUCCUGCCUCGGCUCAUCGGGCACAGUCGCGCCAUGCAGGCCAUCACCACCGGAUCCACGUAUACCGCGAGCGAUAAGGUCUGGGACGGCUUGUUCGCCGAGGUGCUGGAGCGGUCGGACGACGUGCUACCCAGGGCGCUAAACAUCGCGCAGGAGGUUGUUAAGAAUACGAGUGUGGUGUCGACUUACCUCAUGAAAGAGAUGAUGUACCGCGACAAAGGGUCGCCCGAGGGACAGCAUUUGCUGGAUUCAAGGAUACUGUAUGAGUUGUUUACAUCGGCAGAUAAUAAGGAAGGCGUGCAAUCAUUCAUGCAGAAGCGGCCUGCUCAGUUCACAGGCACAAUGGACAACACGACUGUGUCGGCGUACCCGUGGUGGCAGCCUAUUGAUGUAGUCAGGCGGCCGAAAAUAGGAGCGGAUACGAAGCCCAAGCUUUGA
Trematosphaeria pertusa is the source of this 933-nucleotide messenger RNA. Its product is annotated as ClpP/crotonase. The coding region runs from base 1 to 933 and encodes 310 amino acids. The record is from RefSeq and is a predicted model, not a curated record. The transcript is spliced from 3 exons. NCBI's taxonomy places the organism in Eukaryota, Fungi, Ascomycota, Dothideomycetes, Pleosporales, Trematosphaeriaceae.